GCACGUCGCGUCGGUGAAAGAUCUCUCGUCGCAGUAGUUCGGGAGAACAUUUCAGUUCGGAAUUCUCACGAUCUCGAGAUUCCCUCACUCCUCGAUUCUACUCGGAAGAGGUUCGAUCGCAGCACAGAGCUUCGACCGCGAGGCCCGGUCGCCGCGAUGGAGGACGACGAGAAGUCGCCGGUCGGAGAGGAGACGAAGCAGCGGCAAGAAGCGUCGGCGGCGGCGGCGGCAGCGGAAGCUGCCAAAGCAGGCGGCGGGGGAGGAUGGGGCGGGUGGGGAUUCUCGCCGCUGUCCGUGUUCUCGGACCUCCAGAAGGCGGCCGAGGAGAUUUCGCGCAAUGCUGCUGAGGCUGCUAAAAAUGCUGCGAAGAGCAUUUCUGAUGUUCAAAACGUUGAUGAGAGCUCAGAUUCUUCCAAGGAGGAAGAAGGGGCAGAUCAGUCUGCUGUGGUAGAGGAAAAGGAGGAUGAGAGUGACCAGCGGCGGAAAUCUGCACUGGAGAAGCUGGAGAAUGCAAGUGAAGAAUCGCUUCUUGGCCAGAAAUUGAAGGCUUUUGAUAGUUCUGUGGAGAAUUUGGCUUCAGGUGCAUGGCAAGCUUUGGGAAAUGCGUGGAAAGGGGGCACUAAUCUAGUUCAUAAGCUCGAGCAUUCUGCUGUCAACCUUGCCGAAACCGUUCAGCAGGGGGGUCUACCAAGAUCACCUGGUUCUGUUGCACCAUCUUUGCUCGAGACUGGAAAAGCUUUUACUGCCAAGGGAAUUCAAGUGCUUGAGUAUGUUGGAAAGGAGACGAUAGAUCUGCUUAUCAGCGAGACUGGUAUUGAAGUUGAGAAGAAUUCUAAGGAAACUGACAAACUUACUGAGGAUGAUCAGUUGUUUGAGGAAGUCUCAUUUGAUCGCUGCUUCUACAUAUAUGGAGGUCCAGAACAGCUGGAGGAAUUGGAGGCACUAUCCAGUCACUAUGCUCUGUUAUUCAACCGAAGAAAAGCGAAGUUGCCUUCAGAACAGAAAGCUUUAUAUGAUGGAAAGCUCAAAGAAGUCCAGCAAAUGUUUAAUUUUAGUGAAGAAGUAGAUGGAGGUAAUACAGAGGUAGAUAAAGGAAAGAAAGUUGAGACUGUACCUGAAAUGAGUGAUAACGAGAUGAAGAACUUACAUGAUUCAAGUGUCAGCAAGGCUGCUGACAUGGCCACAGGAUUUACAAAUGCCAUCUCUGGAAUUUCAACCGGCGAAAUGAUUCAAAGGACUGCAAGCAGACUGGAAGCUCUUCACUCUGAAGGGGUUCAUAGGCUCUCAGAGAUGUGCUGUUUUGCGGUGACUCAACUGCUGGUGCUCGGUAAAUCAGUCAUAUCCAGCACUAACAAAGAUAAGAAUGAUGAUGACAUGGAUGUGGUGAACAUUGAAUGGCCUGAAGAUUCACUUGAAAAGGCCAAGAUUAUUAGGAUUAAGGCGCAGUCAAUGACAGUCUACGUGGAAGCAAUUUCUCGCAGCUUUAUUACUGGAAUUUCGGACGUAACUGAAGCUUAUUCAGCAGCUAUUAAAGGGGCUACUGCAGAUUCAAAUGAAGUUCCUCAUGAGGCAUCGAUCCAGCAGAAAGCCAGUGCUUUCUCAGAGCAUCUUCGGACUAAUCAGACUACAGCGGUGGGUAAAAUUCAGGACGGCCUGCAGUACCUGGCGUAUGUGGUCAUCUCAUCCUCAAUGCCAGCUCCAUGACGAACUUAUACCCAGGUCUUCGUUCAGUUUUUAUGAAAUCCAGACGCUUGUAAAUAUUUAGUCCUAGACCCGGUUAUUGCUUAAAACCUUUCUUUUACUGCUUCGCAUUUGUUUGAAUUUGGAAUUAUAGGAGCUUUUCUUUUUUUCACCGAAGUUCCUCACGAUGUCGAUUUGGUUGUGAACGUCAACCGUUGGAAUUGUACACUACCUUAUGGAUGUUAUGGCGAAGCAGAAUAAACCUCUUAAUUCGAUGUUUUGCUGUC
This is a messenger RNA of Eucalyptus grandis, 1967 nucleotides long. RefSeq lists its product as uncharacterized. NCBI's taxonomy places the organism in Eukaryota, Viridiplantae, Streptophyta, Magnoliopsida, Myrtales, Myrtaceae. Bases 157 to 1704 code for a protein of 515 amino acids. The record is from RefSeq and is a predicted model, not a curated record. The transcript is spliced from 9 exons.